This is a messenger RNA of Ylistrum balloti, 1193 nucleotides long. Its product is annotated as YLP motif-containing protein 1-like. The coding region runs from base 24 to 755 and encodes 243 amino acids. The record is from RefSeq and is a predicted model, not a curated record. Gene Ontology annotation, biological process: regulation of telomere maintenance. The transcript has 8 exons. Gene Ontology annotation, cellular component: nucleus. Lineage: Eukaryota; Metazoa; Mollusca; Bivalvia; Pectinida; Pectinidae.
UGGAGUAUGAGUAUGAAGCAGAAAUGGAAGAAAGUUACAGACAAAACAUGUUCAAGAGUUUUAAAAAGACCAUAGAUGAUGGCUUCUUUGCUUUCAUCAUUUUGGACGCUGUAAAUGACCGUUGUAAGCAGUUCGAGGAGUUUUGGAGUUAUGCUAAAUCCAAAGGUUUCCAGGUCUACAUUGCUGAUAUCCAAGGUGAUGUAGCUACAUGUGCCAAACGAAACACACAUAAAAGAUCAAUAAAGGAAUUAGAAAAAAUUAAAAGGAAGUGGGAAGAAACACCACGUCAUUAUCUACGAUUGGACAUUCGGUCACUAUUACAGGAAGUGUCUAUUACAGAUGUUGAAAUGGAGGAUGAGGUACAUGAGACAGGUGAGAAAAGGAAGUCUUCAGUAGGAGAGGAAGAGGAUGAAGCUGUUGAUAACAGGUUUGGAGGGGCAUACAAGAAAAGCCGCUGGGAGUUAGAUACUUCAGAGGAGCAUUUAGAUAAACUGGAUGGUCUUCGUCAUGGCAAACGAAAGCGUUCACCAGACCCAACAUCUAUGGAAGAUUUUCUACAAUUAGCAGAUGAUAUUAUGUCCCGCCCGUCUGUACCAGGAAAAAAGAGGGUUCAGUGGGCUGAUAUUGAGGAGCGUAAAAACCAGUCUCGACGGCGUGAGAUUGGAUUUGUUGUUGGUCAAACACAGCAGGAUUGGGAGAGAAUCACAGACCAUUCAUUUGCUGACCGUCAACUAAAUCAAACAAAAUACUUCUAGUGGUGUUUUACUAUAAGUACAAAGGUUGUGGUUCGUAUUAGAUCUGCGUCCAGCUCCAUGCUGUAGAGAAUGACCAGCUCCCUAUGGAUUCAGUGAAGUGUUCAGUACCGCACGGGUCCAAUAUUCCGGAGUUAUCUGUUGCACUCUAAUCUGAAUUUAGCUGACCAGAUCGUAGAUGGAGUUUGUAUGAAACAACCGGAUGAGAGAAAUAAGCAUUUUAGAGACUUUUGUAGGCAGUCAAAGACAUUAAAUCAAUUAUUGUUGUCAUCAUGUCAUGUCAUUUCAUGGUGUAUUCAUGUCGUGUCAUCACUUUAAACGGUCUCAUGUUUUUAGCAUUAUGUAUUGUGAAGUGAAAAAAUGUUUAAUUUGAAUGAUCAUGAAAUAAGUUAUUGUGUUCAUUUUGAAAUGUUUUGAAAUAAAGUCAAUAGUUAUCGUCCA